Messenger RNA from Neltuma alba, 1195 nucleotides. RefSeq lists its product as uncharacterized. NCBI's taxonomy places the organism in Eukaryota, Viridiplantae, Streptophyta, Magnoliopsida, Fabales, Fabaceae. The transcript has 3 exons. The record is from RefSeq and is a predicted model, not a curated record. Bases 43 to 1005 code for a protein of 320 amino acids.
UUUGACAACACCUGUGAUACGUUCUUGUCUUGAACACGCGUCAUGUUAAUUAGUAGAUCCUUAUCAGUGGGGAUGUGCGAUAAUCAUGAUUCGGAGAAAGAAAUUGUCAGAGUUGCUUCUGCGAAUGCAAGCAAACGGUAUUUACCACCAUGGAUGCUGCCGAAGGUUGCGGCCGCUACCAUCCCUGUGCACAAUUCUGUCAGUGCUGAAAAGAAUUGCACUCCAGGGAAAUCAGCUAUAGCUGAAGCUCCUGACUUGAUGGAAGAUGCUGAAAUUGCACUGAAGAAAGCAGGAGUGGGUCAUAAGAGGGAAACUUCAAAGAGGAAGUCGUACUCUCUUGCAGAACGCGGAGUUAAGAGAAGAAGAAAGUUGAGUGAACAGGAUGCAAACAGUGAUGGUAAUGCUACACAAAAGAACAAGAAGAAAAAGGAGAGUUCUAAGGUCAAAUCUCUGAAGAGUUCUUCAAAUAAAAGCCAAACUGUCAAAGACCCUAGUUGUGGUGAUACUGAUGCAAAUUCUGUUCAAGGUUUUACUGAUUAUGACACAGAGCUAACGAUUGAGGACCUGAUGACCAUUGCGGAGGAGUAUGUCAAAGAUUAUGAGAAGAAGAAACAAAAAGAAGCAUCAAAUAGCCAGUCUGAAUCAGUACAGCAAUUUCCAACGACAGGUGAAUAUGGAAAUUCUCUUGGUUCCCAUUGUGAGAGAAAAAGGUGGUCUUCUCCCGAAAGGGAGGGUCUAUACAGUUCCACUUCAAAUAAAACCGGUGAAUUGGUUCCUACUAGAACCUCUCAAACUGGUGAUCCUGCUCAAGAGAUGCUGGAGCUUUUGUUGGGUCCUUUGCUGAAACCCCUUGAGGAGGAGAAGAACAAGUCUAUUGUCGAAAGUGUGGAGUUCACCCAGGAGUCCCCUGGAAAAAGACAAGACGAAUUUUCUGGUAAAGAUAAAGUUCCCUUGACGAAGAGAAAAUGUAGUUUGAAAGACAAAGUAGGACUGUUUCUUGACUAAGGUAUGUGGAUCCAUUGAAAGCAGAAGAAUCACAUAUUUCAUGCCAAAGCACAAAUUUAAGUUUUUUUGUUUCUUAGGUAAGUGCGAAUGUAUAUAAUUCUUCAAUCGUUGUCUCGUCCUAGUCAAAGUUUGUCAAUAUGAAAUCUAUGGAUCAAAUUCUUAUACAGUGAAAUUGAAGUUCAAUCAGAAG